UGUGUACGUGUAAUUAAUUUUAUUUACAAACCUGAGACUGCCUGACAAAUAUUCCAUGGUUUUCCUCACAGGGAAAGUAGCGCUUCCCCUGGACGGUGCCGUCAUUCUUGCCAUUGGGUUCAUCAAGUCUGACACCCACCCAUUUCCCAGAGGCAAACAGGGUCACUCCAAUGAAGGCAACAGUGCCACGCUGACCCUUUCCUGUCACCUCUACUAUAGAACCAAUCUAGGAGAGGAGACAAGUUUACCGAUAUGCCUGAGUUAUACCCACACACGAUGAAGCACCAUCACAAUGAAGACCCAAGAUGUACUGAGAUGAAUCACACCUACGUAAUAUGAUCUGACCAAUCAGAUAACGGAGAGGCUGUGCUUGCACCGGCUGGUAGCCUGACACACCGCGUCCACAGAUCCGGCCGCUAAACCCUGUGGUGGUGACAGCACUGCACCAUCCCGGACCUGGCCUGUCAAACUUCGCAUUUUGAGGGCAAGAUGUCAGACUACGAGCUGGUAAAGAAAAUGCUGAGAGUCAUCCUCCAAGCUAACAAGGGUGGAAUGUCGCUGUCCCGUCUUCAGUCAGAGUACAAGGAGCUGACCGGAGAACACAUUCCACAUAAACAGAUGGGACACAACCAUCUGGAGUCUCUGCUAGCAAGCAUGCCUUCUGUGAUUCGCAUGGAACCCAGCCGCUCUGGAGAGGUAGUGUAUUUUGCCUCAGUGGACAAAGAGAUGGCGCACAUUGCCAAGGUGAUGGCUCGCCAGCGGGGCUCCAAGAAGACUGGACAACCCCACCUGGUGAACACCCAGAUGAGGGUCAAGCCAGCCGCCCUGCUCGUCCUUAAUGCAAAACCUCAAAACUCUCUGAGGCAGCCAAGCCACCGUGGACGGGGUGGAGGCAGAGGAGGAGGAGGUGGCAGUCGAGGUGCAGGAUAUGGAGACUUAAGACAAUCAAGGGAUGUGAGGGAUGGCCAGACGGAGGGCAGAACGGGGGUGCAAUCACUAAAGAUGUCCAAUCAGAACACACCCCACAGGUCAGAAAAGAGGAUGACACUCCCAUCUCGGUUUCAGAAGGAGGUACAGGCUCACCUUUCCAGAAAUUCCCAACAAAUUAGCCCACCCUCUCAUUUAAAUGAGAAUUCGGGCUCAUGCAAAGGAAAAGUCUACAACCCUCAGCAGGUCCAGAGAUGUAUCAAGGAUAUCCUGGCCAAGUACAGCAAUGGUUUCUGGGUCUCAAAACUGCCUCAGAUCUACAAAGAGCUUUAUAAACAAGACCUGCCUCCUGAGGCCAUUAAAGACCUAGAGACCUGGACGCACAUAUGCACUGUAGAGAGAACUUGCAGCAGUAACCCAUCAGAGCUGCUUCUCUACCCCGCUAAGGAGCAGACCACCUCAUCCCCUUCUUCACUAAUCCUCAAAUCAAACCCCACUACAGGCCGUGUCCCAUCUUCCAGCUCCCCAGCAGACAAACCCUCGCAGUCCCCUGUCCAACAGAGACCCCAGUUGAGGCGCUCAGGCUCUCACCCUCCUCCAUCCCGGUACUUGUCGUCCCCCAGUCCUCCCUCUUCGCCUGCUACCCUCAGCCCUGAGCUGAAGCUGAAGCUCGAGGAGCUGCUGCUGAAGUAUUCCAGCGGCCUGUGGGCACAUGCGCUGCCCCAGCUCUUUCAGGACACCUAUAAAAUUAAAUUGCCUGCACACGUCCUCGAGAAUCUUCACCUCCUCUCCGACAUCUUCACCAUCGACUACCCCAUGCCUGACAACCCAAAGAGGGCCAUCCUGUACAGGAAGAGCAGCACUGGAGGUGGAGGAGAGGAUGAGAGCUGUAACAGGAGAGGCUCGUCGGCCAGUGAGGACGAGCAGAGGGUGAAGCAGGAGGCUGAGACGAGAGUCUGUGAUCACUCAGUACCUUCCCUGCAGAUCCCGAAAGAGGAAUAUCCCUCUGUGUUGGUGGUGGAAGCCACAAACACUAAUGAAGUCCUUCUCAGAUACAUAGGUGAGAGCUACUCACAGGCACAGGAGUCUAUGGAGAAUGAAAUGAGGGAAUUUUACAACCUAGACAAGAGCAAACUGACUUGUUUGUCGUCUCCAUCCCUGGGCCAACUUGUGGCUGUCAGGGCGGAGGAGGAGGAGGAAGUUCUGAGGGCACGGGUCUGCGAGGACAUGGAAGAUAAGGUUAAGGUGUACUUUGUGGACCACGGCUUCUCAGAGGUUAUUAGCAAAGCCAAACUUUUUGAGCUACAUGAGAAGUUUUUCAAACUCCCUUUCCAAUCAACCAAGUGCAAACUAGCAGGCCUGGAGCCUUUCUGCCAAGAGCCUGCUGUGCUGAAGAAAUUUGAGGUGAUGGCGAAUGGCCGGAUCCUUUUGUCUGAGAUCUUGGAGAGAGGGAAGACCCCUCUGGUAGUCCUGUAUGACACAUCGCAGGAUGACGAUGUCAACAUCAAUGCAGCCUGCAUGAAGGCCCUGCAGGAUAAGACCCUGACCAGUCCGUUACAGGUUAACAGUGCUUACAUGAAUGUGACCAUCAGCAGCGUCUGCUCCGACGGCACAAUCUAUUGUCAGCUUCCCUCCAGAGGCCUCGCCAAGCUCAACGAAAUCCUGGAGAAUAUUGAGAAAUACUUCCACUCGCAGGUAACGUCAGAGUUCUUGGUAUCCAGACCAUUUUGCGGCAAAGGAUGUCUGGCUCGAUACAAAGGGAAAUGGUCCCGUAUUGAGAUUACAAAUCUACAUGGAAGCAGAGUGUUAGAUAUCCUCUUCAUUGAUGUGGGAGUCCAGGCUUCCGUGGAGGUGUUUGAGCUCAGGGAGAUCCCACAGAAAUUCCUCCGUGACCUCAUGGCCAUCCCACCACAGGCCAUCAAGUGUUGCCUGGCCGACCUGUCUGUCAGCAUCGGGUCUUGGACUCCAGACACUGUCCAGUGGCUUCGGGAGAAGGUGCUCAACACCACUGACUGCAGCAUGAAGGUGGCCAAGGUAGACGAAAGCAAGCAGUGUGUCUACGUUCACCUCUUUACUGACAAGAACUUCCACGACCCAGCCCGUAGUCUCAACCAUCAGAUGGCCAAGUCUGACCUGUUUAAACAGCAACCUGAUGUUUUCCUGACAAGCCACAGCAGUCCCAUCAAGCUCUCCACACACACUGCACCCACCAAGACUUCGAGCAACAGUGACAUCACCAACGGCAGUCCAAAGUCCACUUCGGUUGUGGCCAAGCCUCAUCUCAGAAGGGUUCUGUCAGGACCCAGUGGAGGCAGCAACGCAAACUCGAGCAGCCCAUCUCAGACUUCACAACCUUCCUCAUCUUCUCUCCAGCUGCCACCACUGCUGGAGCUACCCCCUGCAGGAAACAACAUAGAUGUAUAUGUGUCGGUGGCGUGUCAUCCAGGCCACUUUGUGCUGCAGCCCUGGAGGGAUAUGUACAAACUGGUGGUGAUGAUGGGGGAGAUGAUCCUCUUUUAUAACCAAACUGAUAAAACGCCUUUGAAUGUGGAGAAGAAUCAGAUAUAUGCUGCUAAGGUGGAGAACAACUGGUAUCGGGUUUUAGUGAAGGGGGUUCUCACCAAUGGGCUGGUCUCUGUGUAUGAGUUGGACUACGGUAAGCAUGAGCUCGUCAACUGCACACAGCUCAGAGUUCUUGACAAGGAGUUUAGACAGCUGCCCUUCCAGGGAAUCACCGCUCAACUGGCUGGAGUGAAGACUAGGCAGUGGUCUGAGGAAGCCUCCAUUGUCUUCAGGAAUCACGUGGAGAAGAAGCCCCUCGUGGCCCAGCUGGAGGCCGCACAGGAAGCCGCAAACCCAUGGGACAGGAAGUUGACGGUCUUCCUGGUCGACACCUCACAGGAAGAAAGAGACAUCUGGGUGCAUGACAUCAUGGCAGACUUUGCUGAUGAGCUCGCUGCCGACAUGUAGAUGUAUAGUAACAUUGUGGGCAGUCUUAGAUCGAGACACAAAGAGGCUUGGAUAGAAAUGGAAAUUCUUUAUCCAACUAAAACGUUUCAGGGGGCUGAAAGAUGAUAGGAAAGAGCAUGGAACAGAAGAGGAUUGAUAAAAAAAAAAUACAUUGUGGGCCCCUGCCUGCUGGCCAUAUUUGGAUGUGAUUUAAGUGACUGCAGUGCCACAACAACAGUGAAACAUCUUAUUUAGCUGUCCAGCUCGAGUUACCAAUCCAGUGACAAUUAUUUACCGUACAUCUCAAGCAGCAUCUUUAACUCCCACUCCCCUUUAACAUGACCCUGCCAAUGUGAGCUACACAUUUGGUGCACAAAUGACCUUUACUUGUGUAAAUCAUGCUAUGCAUAUCAUUCCAAGUAGUAUGCGUGUAUUAUUUAAGGUGAAUGAUAAAAGCUAGCAUGUAGAUUUUUAAAGUACACACCAUAUUUUGUUGUUGUUGCACUUUCUACUUCAAGUUUAAAACGUGGUAGACAAGGCUCUAAGCUGCACUAACGGACCAGGAGUUAAUUUAUUAUUGAAGCUAUAUCCCACCACUAUGUGCAUAUCAUAAGAUAUUAAGAGUUUUUAAAUAAAGCUAAUGAGGUAGCGAUUUCUGUGUGAGAUGUUUUUUUAAGUUAACAGAGAAAGACAGUUUGAAUUUCUUUAUUAAAAUAAAACAUGCACUUUUUUUACACAUCAAGUUGAUUUCUUCCCCGUUUAUCAUUCCUUCACAAUUAGGCACACCAUAUAUUGCAUCUUUCACUACAAAGAGAUGUUGCAGUCAACAUGUAGUAUUUACUGUGUGUGCAAUGGUUGAGGUUACAGAAGUGCUGGCGGACACUAGCGGAUGGAGAGCAUCAUGACGAACUCUGAGGAGGAGCAUAGAGAU
Dunckerocampus dactyliophorus (ringed pipefish) is the source of this 4807-nucleotide messenger RNA. RefSeq names its product tudor domain containing 7 b (gene tdrd7b). Gene Ontology annotation, biological process: spermatogenesis; lens morphogenesis in camera-type eye; lens fiber cell differentiation. Bases 490 to 3897 code for a protein of 1135 amino acids. The transcript has 22 exons. The record is from RefSeq and is a predicted model, not a curated record. NCBI's taxonomy places the organism in Eukaryota, Metazoa, Chordata, Actinopteri, Syngnathiformes, Syngnathidae.